AUGGCAAAGGAGAAGUAUGAGGAAGCCAUUGAAGGACUGCAAAAACUUCUCAGUGUAGAAAAAGGAAUGAAAAUAAACACGUGCAGCGAGAAAAGUGAGUUGCGUGCGGCGGCCACGGCGAAGGUGAGGGAGUUGACAACGGCGUUGGCCGGGAAAGGGGCGACGGACACGGAAGAGAGGAUCCGCUCCGGCUUCCAGCAUUUCAAGAAAGAGAAUUACGAGUACGUGGAGAACAUAUUGGUGAUUGGGCACAGCUGUUGUGGAGGGAUAAAGGGCCUAAUGUCCAUUCCUGAUGAUGGGACCACUCAAAGCGACUUCAUAGAGGAAUGGGUUAACAUCUGCAAGCCCGCGAAGGCUAAGGAGGCUGUUAAUGUUUCGCUAGGCAAUCUGUUGACCUAUCCUUUCGUGAGAGAAGCUAUUGUGAAGAAGAGUCUUUCUUUGAAGGGCGGUCACUAUGAUUUCGUGAAGGGCUUGUUCGAGCUUUGGAACCUCGAUUUCAACCUGUCUCCUUCUGUGACUGUAUGA
Striga asiatica is the source of this 525-nucleotide messenger RNA. The record is from the annotation of a GenBank genome assembly. Lineage: Eukaryota; Viridiplantae; Streptophyta; Magnoliopsida; Lamiales; Orobanchaceae.